CGCUCAGUCACAGGCUGAGCACUACAGACUAGACCAUGCUGAGGUUUAUCGUGCUGACCUGUGUGCUGUCCUUAGGAGGAAACGCUGUAGCGGGGCAGAGAGAUGGAGAAAUCAUCAGUCAGAUUAAAAUGACAAAUCUUGCGCUGGCUGAGAUUAAAGAGCUUCUAAAACAACAGAUUAAGGAGAUCGUAUUCCUGAAGAACACAGUGAUGGAGUGUGAGGCCUGUGGGAUGGGGGGAGUACAGCCUCGUCCUGCCUGUGUUCCUAACCCCUGUCACCCAGGGGUGAAGUGCAUGGAGACACCUCAGGGUAUAAAGUGUGGACCCUGUCCUGAUGGCAUGGAGGGGAACGGCACCCACUGCACUGAUGUGGACGAGUGCACUGUGAGGCCUUGUCACAUGGGUGUGCGUUGUAUAAAUACCUCUCCUGGUUUUCGCUGUGGCUCUUGUCCUGCUGGAUACACUGGCCCCCAGGUCCAGGGUGUUGGCCUCGCCUAUGCCAAGGCCAACAAACAGGUUUGCAAAGAUAUCAAUGAGUGUGAAGCUAACAAUGGAGGCUGUAUGGCUAAUGCUCUCUGUACCAACACCCCAGGCUCAUUCAGGUGCGGCCCCUGUAAGACAGGCUACAUUAUGGAACAAGGCGUCUGUAAGCCUGAGAGAGCCUGUGGGAACGGCCAACCCAGCCCCUGCCACGCCAGCGCUGAGUGCAUCGUUCAUCGGGAGGGAACAAUCGAGUGUCAAUGUGGAGUUGGAUGGGCCGGCAAUGGCUACCUCUGCGGUCCUGACAUCGACAUUGAUGGUUUCCCUGAUGAGAAACUGGACUGUCCAGAGAGGAACUGCAACAAGGAUAACUGUCUAACUGUCCCGAACUCUGGUCAAGAAGAUGCCGACAGAGAUGGAGUUGGAGACGCCUGCGAUGAGGAUGCAGAUGGAGAUGGGAUCCUUAACACACAGGAUAACUGUGUGCUGGUGCCUAAUGUGGACCAAAGGAACAUUGAUGAGGAUGACUUCGGCGAUGCUUGUGACAACUGCCGGGCUGUCAAAAACAACGACCAGAAAGAUACAGAUGUGGACAAAUACGGGGAUGAAUGUGAUGAAGACAUUGAUGGAGAUGGAAUCCCCAAUCAUCUGGAUAACUGCAAGAGGGUUCCUAAUGCUGACCAGAUAGAUCGCGAUGGAGACAAAGUGGGAGACGCUUGUGACAGCUGUCCAUAUGUUCCAAACCCUGAGCAGACGGAUGUGGACAACGACUUGAUCGGAGACCCCUGUGACACCAACAAGGACAGUGAUGGUGACGGCCACCAGGACUCUCGAGACAACUGUCCAGCCGUCAUCAACAGCUCGCAGCUGGACACAGAUAAGGACGGGAAAGGAGACGAGUGCGAUGAUGAUGAUGAUAAUGAUGGCAUCCCAGACCUGCUGCCUCCUGGACCUGACAACUGCCGUCUGAUCCCCAACCCCCUGCAGGAAGACUCAGAUGGUGAUGGUGUGGGAAAUAUAUGUGAGACAGACUUUGACAACGACACAAUUGUGGAUACCAUUGACGUUUGUCCUGAAAACGCUGAGGUCACCCUCACCGACUUCAGGGAGUAUCAGACGGUUGUUUUGGAUCCAGAGGGAGAUGCGCAGAUUGACCCCAACUGGGUGGUGUUGAACCAGGGAAGAGAGAUUGUGCAGACCAUGAACAGUGAUCCUGGCCUGGCUGUGGGUUACACUGCUUUCAGUGGAGUGGAUUUUGAAGGGACGUUUCAUGUGAACACGGUAACAGAUGACGACUACGCAGGAUUUAUCUUCGGGUACCAGGACAGUUCCAGUUUCUAUGUGGUGAUGUGGAAGCAGGUGGAACAGAUCUACUGGCAGGCAAAUCCAUUCAGAGCGGUGGCAGAACCAGGGAUACAACUAAAGGCUGUGAAGUCCGACACAGGUCCAGGUGAGAACCUGAGGAAUGCUCUGUGGCACACCGGCGACACGAGUGACCAGGUCAAACUCCUCUGGAAAGACUCGCGCAAUGUUGGCUGGAAGGACAAGACUUCAUAUCGCUGGUUCCUCCAACAUCGGCCUGCUGACGGCUAUAUCAGAGUUCGUUUCUAUGAGGGAACUCAGAUGGUGGCGGACACGGGUGUCAUCAUAGACUCUACAAUGAGAGGAGGUCGCCUCGGAGUCUUCUGCUUCUCCCAGGAGAAUAUCAUCUGGGCCAACCUGCGUUAUCGCUGCAACGACACCAUUCCCGAGGACUUUGACACCUACAGAGCCCGGCAGGUCCAGCUGGCUGUCUGAUGAUGAUCAACAAGCCCAGAAGAUUCUGGGAACGCUUUCCAACGCACAACUGGGAUCUGAAACUCAGAGAAAUUCUGCAGAUGAAUAUGAGAAGUCCAUCACUUGUGUUUAACAUCACUUAGAAACAGAGAUAAGACGCUCUAAACCCCUGACUGAACAGUAAA
Messenger RNA from Cheilinus undulatus (humphead wrasse), 2440 nucleotides. RefSeq names its product cartilage oligomeric matrix protein. Gene Ontology annotation, molecular function: calcium ion binding. Lineage: Eukaryota; Metazoa; Chordata; Actinopteri; Labriformes; Labridae. The record is from RefSeq and is a predicted model, not a curated record. Gene Ontology annotation, biological process: cell adhesion. Bases 36 to 2276 code for a protein of 746 amino acids. The transcript is spliced from 19 exons. Gene Ontology annotation, cellular component: extracellular region.